AUGGCGUCUGGGCCUUCGGCUUCGGUCUUUUCUCUACCACUACCGCCAUGGCUCCAGCCAUCUGGCACGCGUGUCUCUCAAUAUGAUCGCCAGAAACGCAGUGCAAAGUGGAGUGAAGAUGAGCUCGAUGGCGAAGAGUCUGAUUUCGCCUCCGCUACGGAAUCCGAGCCUGCCGGGCCACCAUUGGUGUUGACGCCAAAUGAGUCUCAUCAAUACCGAAUUGCCGGUUUCCCCUACCACGCUGAGCUACCAGGAGGGAAUUUCCCCCAUCAACCGGUCAAGGAUGAAACUGUCACAAAGGUGAAAGCUUCAGGUCAUCUCAAAGCCUUGGCGAAUCUUUCGCCUCCUAUUUACCCUCCCCACUCUGUUCAGGAAGGCAAUAUUCGCUUUCAGCAUCUAGGUGUAUUGACAACAAUCUUACACCGAUGUAUGCUCCAAGGUGACUAUGCCCGAGCUGGAAGGGCAUGGGGCCUGAUUCUUCGCGAAGAAUACAGAGGAUUUCGGAUGGAUGUCCGCAACGAAGCAAGGUGGGGAAUGGGCGCUGAAAUUUUGCUGCGGCGAGAUCAACAGGUAGCGCCGACUAGUUCUGGUGCCAGCAAGGCCGAUGCUACAGUCGCAACACCCUUGACGUCUACCACCAAAGGAUUUGCGGAGGCCAAAGAAUAUUAUGAACGACUCAUUCUCAAUCAUCCAUACAUGAAAUCAUCACCACACUCCAUAUCUUCUUUACACUUCUAUCCUGCAAUGUUCGGGCUCUGGGUGUAUGUCAGCCAGGAAGAAAGCAACACCGCAAGGAAAGAUAUUGCUACUCGCCAAGACGAAUCUGAUGGAUUUUCAGACGACGAUGAUCCAGAGGCUGAACUUGAGCAUGGUCAGACGCCAAAAAAAAAGGCUGUUGCCGCUAUUUCUAAGGUCAGGUCACGAGAGUUAGAGCAGGCCCAGCAAAUUGCUGCACGAAUGGACCAACUUCUUAGUUCCCCCCCGUUCUCUGACUCCCCCGAACUGCUGGAGCUUAGAGGAAUGGUAUCACUCUGGAUUGGUGACUUAUUCGUAUUCGCACUAGCAACACCCAUUGAGGAAGAGAGUGACGAUCCCGAUCGGAUGCUUAUGGACGAGGCUCCAGGUUCUCUUGAAGCGAGACGCGCACACAGGGUUGCAACCGAGAGAAAGACAGCAGAAGUCCAGAAGUCUAUUGAGUUUUUCGAAAAGGCAAAGAAGCGAGGAAGAAGUGUUGCCUACAAUUUGGAAAGUCUUCAUAUCGAUGAUGGCGUUUCAGUUUAA
Penicillium antarcticum is the source of this 1281-nucleotide messenger RNA. RefSeq lists its product as uncharacterized. The record is from RefSeq and is a predicted model, not a curated record. Lineage: Eukaryota; Fungi; Ascomycota; Eurotiomycetes; Eurotiales; Aspergillaceae. The transcript has a single exon. Gene Ontology annotation, biological process: nucleolar large rRNA transcription by RNA polymerase I; transcription initiation at RNA polymerase I promoter. Bases 1 to 1281 code for a protein of 426 amino acids. Gene Ontology annotation, molecular function: RNA polymerase I general transcription initiation factor activity; RNA polymerase I core promoter sequence-specific DNA binding; TBP-class protein binding. Gene Ontology annotation, cellular component: RNA polymerase I core factor complex.